AUGUUCAUCAAGAAGCAUGGCAUGCUUAACUCCGUACUUAAAUAAUUGUGUCCAAGUUACACAUAAGUUUAAAAAGCGUGCAUCUAUUUGAAUAAUUCCAGUUAUUCAUUUUUUAUUGGAACAGUAUAUAAUACAAAGAAUAUAGAUUAUCAUUAAUUGGAUCAGAAAAUUUAAGAAUGGAUUCAAAAUAUUUAUUGACAAAAAACUCUGACAUACGGCUCAUUUCGACGAAUUUUGCAACUAAGCGGAAAACUGAAACAGCCAAAUCUGAUAUGGACGUUAAAAAUAAAUUCAACUACACUCUAUCCACGUCUCGAAAUACACUACCAAUAUUACCAGCUAGUAAAAAAAAUUGCAUUGGACAACAAAAUAAAUCGUUACCAGUAUUCAACUGCCGACAAAGAAUAUUAAAGGAAAUAGAAAUUAAUGACACUGUUUUAAUAAUGAGUGAGACAGGAUCAGGAAAAACAACACAAAUUCCGCAGUUUCUUUUACAUGAAGGGUAUGCAAAGAGUUACAUGAUUUGUAUUACUCAGCCACGUCGAGUAGCAGCAAUCACAGUCGCAAGACGUGUUGCGCAUGAGUUGUCAAGUAGUAUUGGCGAUAUUGUGGGGUAUACAGUUCGUUUCGAGGAUGCUACUUCAAAGAAUACAAAAAUUCGUUAUUUGACUGAUGGUGUAUUAUUACGGGAAUCUAUAGAAGACCGCCUUUUGCUAAAAUAUUCUGUAAUUAUUCUGGAUGAAGCUCAUGAACGAACUGUAAAUGCCGACUUAUUAUUUGGAAUAGUAAAAGAAGCUCAAAAAGAAAGAAGAAGACAAAAUGUAUCCAAUUUAAAAGUCGUGAUUACUUCUGCGACGAUGGAUAUUGAUCAUUUCGGAAGAUAUUUUAAGUGUAAGGGGUUGUAUUUAGAGGGAAGAACGCAUCCCGUCCGUGUAAUGCAUGCCAAGGAACCAAUUGAUGACUAUAUCCACGCGGUACUGGUUACUCUGUUUAAUAUUCAUCGCACUGAACCAAUAAACUAUGACGUUUUAAUCUUCUUAACAGGACAAGACGAAAUUGAAUCAUUGGCUCAACAAAUUCGACAACUUUCCAAGAUGGAUAUAAAUGGACCUACUAAUCUUCGUGUCUAUACACUGUACGCGCAAUUAUCACAUAGCAUGCAGCUGGAAUGUUUUUUAACGGGUCCAUCAAAUAUACGGAAAAUUGUCUUAGCCACAAAUAUAGCUGAAACGUCGAUUACCAUUCCUGGUAUACGCUGCGUCAUCGAUUGUGGAUUUGUAAAAGAAAAAUUUUUUAACUCCAUUGACGGAAUUGAUAUUUUAAAAACCGUUAGAAUAUCAAGGGCACAAGCAUGGCAACGUACUGGGCGUGCAGGUCGUGAUGCAUCUGGAAUAUGUUACCGGGCAUAUACAAAAGGCGAAAUGGACUCUUUUAUGAACUCGACUCAGCCGGAAAUUCUUAGAACAAAUCCGACAUCAACAGUGCUUCAACUUUUGGCUAUGGAUGUAGACUGCAAUAAUUUUGAUUUUUUAGAUACUCCAUUAGAUGAAUCACUGACUAGUGCAUAUAGAAGUUUGGAUGGUCUUGGGGCUAUUGAAUAUGGACCUAUAUCAUAUAUUACGCCUCUAGGUCGUUUAAUGUCCCAGUAUCCAUUAGAUCCAAAAUAUUCUAAAUUAUUAACAUCAGCUUCAUCGUUUGGUUGUAUGGAGGAAAUGCUACGUCUAGUUUCUGUCCUUUCGAGUGAUAAUGUUUUUGUUUCAAGCAGCUCUAAAAGUGAAUUGGCUACACUUGCCCAUGCCAAGUUUCACUCUAAGCAUGGAGAUCAUUUAACUCUGCUGAAUGUUUUUAAUUUAUUUUUAAAGGCUGAAAAGCCAAAGGUGUGGUGUCACGACAAUUAUUUAAAUUAUCGCUGUCUAAUAUACGCUCGUAACGUUUGUCGCCAGUUGUCAGAUAUAAGCCUGCGAUUGGGCCUGACUAUAAACAACUCCGAAAACAUUGAAUCGUUUAAAAAAUGUCUUUUAAAGGGAUUUUUUGAGAAUAUUGCUACAUUGCAAAAGGAUGGUUCUUACUUAACUUAUUCCGGACAUCUUAAGGCAAAAAUUCACCCUUCAAGUGUUUUUCACCUAAAGUACAAGCCCAAAUGUAUAUUGUUUACUCAAAUGAUUCAGACUGAUAGUAACUUUCUUCGGCAAGUCACAGAUAUAUAUAUGGACUGGGCUAAAGAAAUAGUACCAUGUCUUAGAAAUGGCCUCAAAUAAAAUACACGAUAAUUUUUAGAAUGUACGUUUUGGAUUAUUUCUGUUUCUGAUAGAAACUUUGUUCUGUUUACUUGUUAAGCUUAGUACUUAAAUCAACAAUUCUGCACAAUUUUUUUGUUUGCUGCUUACAACUUUAGUUUGUUCAAAAUGUUUUUAAAAAUAAGUGCCUGCAGAAAGGAGAAUGAAACAGUUAUAUACAAGCCAACGACGUAAAUAUUGAAUAAAUGCGUUUUUUAUAAAAAUAAAAAA
Drosophila obscura is the source of this 2507-nucleotide messenger RNA. It is a transcript of the gene ath, whose product is annotated as ATP-dependent RNA helicase DHX33. The record is from RefSeq and is a predicted model, not a curated record. Lineage: Eukaryota; Metazoa; Arthropoda; Insecta; Diptera; Drosophilidae. Gene Ontology annotation, biological process: positive regulation of transcription by RNA polymerase I. Gene Ontology annotation, cellular component: nucleolus; intracellular anatomical structure. Bases 177 to 2258 code for a protein of 693 amino acids. Gene Ontology annotation, molecular function: ATP binding; RNA binding. The transcript has 4 exons.